Molecule: messenger RNA, 696 nt
Organism: Pomacea canaliculata
Lineage: Eukaryota; Metazoa; Mollusca; Gastropoda; Architaenioglossa; Ampullariidae
Exons: 5
Coding region: 139-489 (116 amino acids)
Source: RefSeq, a predicted model, not a curated record
AACGUACACUACAUAUGUACACGAUGGUAACAUUUAACAGCCAUUUCUCUGCACGCCAAUUACUUGAGGGACGUUAGAACAAGUUACUUGCUGUUGUUUUCUUGUUUAGAAGCUAAACAUUCAAGGUAAAGGAGAAUCAUGAACUUUCCGGGCAUCCUCAUUCCCGCCAUUGUUGUCCUCGGUCUGUCAGUGGACGUGCAAGGUCAGUGCACCCAACGGGAUGUGGGCACCAUGAUGGCCUGCACCAUGCCUCACGCCUUCAGAUUGUUUCAUGCCAUUGGGACUGGACAAAGCUGUGACAGAAACCGCAUCACGUCUACGGUCUGCAGUGACUAUGCGACCGUCGUCGCCUGCAUCAACAGGAGAUACGUGUCCAGAACUUGUCGCCCUUACGCCGUCAGUGAACUCAACUCACGACUCCCGCUCUCGUGUAGUGUGUCCGACCUGAGUCAGGUGUGCACCAACGCACCAUCGUUCUUAUCGCGCUAAAUGGACCAACAGAAGAUUGCUUGAAGACCAACGAAAAUGUCUCAACCUGUUUAGGGAUGUACAGAGAAUCUGUUAAAGAUGAUGUUGAUGAGACAUGCUGCUUUGAACUUUUAUUAGCUUCAGACAAAUAUGCAUUCUCUCUCAUUCAUUGAUAUAUGUGGGAAUAUAAAAUCUAAUCAAGUCCAAAUAAAGACACAGAGGACAGUA